Suillus clintonianus is the source of this 1064-nucleotide messenger RNA. Its product is annotated as ras family-domain-containing protein. The record is from RefSeq and is a predicted model, not a curated record. Bases 184 to 837 code for a protein of 217 amino acids. Gene Ontology annotation, molecular function: GTP binding; GTPase activity. The transcript is spliced from 9 exons. Gene Ontology annotation, biological process: small GTPase-mediated signal transduction. Lineage: Eukaryota; Fungi; Basidiomycota; Agaricomycetes; Boletales; Suillaceae.
GUGCUGUGAUGGCUUAUAUAAGUGGUCCCAACCCGCGCGCAAGAAGCCAGCGGUCAAACGCAGUCACCGUGUUCUUCUGCUUCUCACCUCUCUUCUUUGCCUGGGCUUCAUUCUCAUCACACGCGCAGGCUUGCCCUCGUCUUCAGUCCGAAUAAUCUGACCGCUCACAGCCCAGCAACAUUCAUGUCGUCCCAAAACCCGAUUCGCAGAAAACUGGUCAUCGUCGGUGACGGUGCUUGUGGGAAGACCUCCCUACUGUGUUCUUUUGCUCUGGGAGAAUUUCCAAAGGAAUAUCAACCGACUAUAUUUGAGAACUACGUCGCAGAAAUCAGGCUAGACGGUAAACCUGUGCAAUUGGCGCUUUGGGAUACUGCAGGUCAAGAAGAGUAUGAACGUUUACGACCACUGUCCUACUCCAAGUCACAUGUUAUUUUAAUUGCUUUUGCUAUCGACACCCCAGAUUCUUUGGAUAACGUAUCUGUAAAAUGGAUCGAAGAAGUUCGGAGCAUAUGUGGCCCAACCAUCCCAAUUCUACUCGUUGGGUGUAAAGCCGACCUGCGUCCAUUCCCCAAUUCUCCUGAUAUUGGCAACUUCGUCUCGCGUGCUGAGGCUGAACGCGUGGCAUCUAUGAUCGGUGCGCGCGCUUACAAGGAGUGCUCUGCCCUCAAGAUUGAGGGUGUAGAUGACGUUUUCGAGGCUGCCACUCGGGCAAGCAUGCUCAUGAGAGAAGGCGUGCCUUCCUCUGCUCAUCAUAGAAGGAAGAGCAGUGGGCGUAGUGGGGAAGCGUCCAACGGGGACUCGACUGGCGGCAGCUGGAAGUGCUGCGUUGUCUGCUGAUGACUGCAUUUACCCGCGUUCAUUUCGGGCUCAUACAUAGCUCUCUUCGGAUGGACCUUAUGGACUAGCUUCAGCUCUUGCACAUACGUGAUGUGUCGCAUGGUUCUAGCUUUGAUUUCGAUCUGGAGCUAACUUGUUCACGUCGCCCCCACCUUCUGAAUCCCCCAAGUAGUCUGCUAAUAUCACAGGAUCUCAUUUGUUUGAUUUUUGUUCAAUGCAUAGCAUAC